This is a messenger RNA of Chinchilla lanigera (long-tailed chinchilla), 1178 nucleotides long. RefSeq names its product solute carrier family 25 (S-adenosylmethionine carrier), member 26 (gene Slc25a26). Bases 223 to 1158 code for a protein of 311 amino acids. The record is from RefSeq and is a predicted model, not a curated record. The transcript has 10 exons. Gene Ontology annotation, molecular function: S-adenosyl-L-methionine transmembrane transporter activity. NCBI's taxonomy places the organism in Eukaryota, Metazoa, Chordata, Mammalia, Rodentia, Chinchillidae. Gene Ontology annotation, cellular component: mitochondrial inner membrane.
UGCCUAAGCCUCCGGAGUUCUGCAAUUGCAGGCAGGCACUUGUGCCACUGAGCUAUAUUCCUGGCCCCUGUGACAUCUUUUGAAGUUAUGUGCCAAGUAGACCUGUGUGGUCUUCAAAGUUCUUUCAUGCCUUUCAGUUAACUCUUGCAGUGGUUUUAUGGUGAUGCACUAUUUGCGAGGUAUCAAGCUUUGUACCACCUGAGAAUUUUGUAAACUCAAAGGAUGGAAACAACUGAAUUUGAAUUUUGCCUGUGUGUGAAUGGUGCUGAUUCUUCUUUUCUUGUGGCAUCGAAUAUAUGGUUUGUUAAUGCUGGUGGGGUGGCAGGUGCCUCUGUUGACUUGAUACUGUUUCCUCUGGAUACCAUUAAAACCAGGCUGCAGAGUCCCCAAGGAUUUAAAAAGGCUGGUGGUUUCCGUGGCAUAUAUGCUGGUGUGCCUUCUACUGCUAUUGGAUCCUUUCCUAAUGCUGCUGCAUUUUUCCUCACCUACGAAUAUGUGAAAUGGUUUUUGCACACUGAUUCAUCUUCAUAUUGGAUGCCUACGAAGCAUAUGUUGGCUGCCUCCGCCGGAGAAGUGGUUGCCUGCCUGAUUCGGGUUCCUUCCGAAGUGGUUAAGCAGAGGGCUCAGGUAUCUGCUUCUUCAAGAACAUUUCAGAUUUUCUCUAACAUCUUAUAUGAAGAGGGCAUCCAAGGAUUAUAUCGAGGCUAUACAAGCACAGUCUUAAGAGAGAUUCCUUUUUCAUUGGUCCAGUUCCCCUUGUGGGAGUACUUAAAGGCCCUCUGGUCCUGGCGGCAGGAUCAUGCGGUGGAUUCUUGGCAGUCAGCAGUGUGUGGAGCUUUUGCAGGUUAUUCGCAGGCGUCUUCCCGCGGAUGGCCGCCAUCAGCCUGGGGGGUUUCAUCUUCCUGGGUGCUUAUGACCAAGCCCGCAGCGUGCUGUCCAGAGCGGGCAGACAGAGUCGGUGAGGCCGAGCGGCACACGCGCUUCCCUGAGGAAAGGGGACUGCGCGAGAACGCCGCCGCCAUCGCCCACCGGGGCUGCAACCUCCAGAGCGCUCGGGCCAGAGGCUGCCUGCAGUUAGGUCGUCGCCGGCCGCGGCCAGAACAAGGAAACCGCGUCCGUGGAAGAAGUCUGAACGGUCUUCUCGGAAUCUCUCAAUAAAUAAGUUGGGUGAUGCCGAG